Messenger RNA from Penicillium mononematosum, 729 nucleotides. Its product is annotated as aminoglycoside phosphotransferase family protein. The record is from RefSeq and is a predicted model, not a curated record. Lineage: Eukaryota; Fungi; Ascomycota; Eurotiomycetes; Eurotiales; Aspergillaceae. The transcript has a single exon. Bases 1 to 729 code for a protein of 242 amino acids.
AUGAUCAAAGGACCUUGUGCUACUCCGGAGCUAGCAGCCUUGAAAUAUGUCGCUGAACACACAACAAUUCCUGUUCCUAAAGUUUUCAACACGCACUAUCACGAUGGUGAUCUAUAUAUUGAAAUGGAGUAUAUCCGUGGAAUGAACCUCGAGGCAGCAUGGUACCAUGGCCACCUGUCGCAAGACCAGAGGAAAGACAUCAUCGCUGAGGUUGCGGGCUACAUCAGCCAGCUCCGAAAUCUAGAACCUCCGCGAGAAGGAAUGGUUGCAUCGGCAAGCUUAGGCGAGGCCAUGGAUCACCGAGUCGGAUCUUGUACUUUCGGCCCGUUUACGAGUCAUAAAGGGUUCCACUCAUACCUUCGUGCGAACGCUCCAAUCGAGGACUGCAACGAAGUAUUUGGCCCAGAGGUCACUGAAUGCCACUCCCGUCAUUAUCGAAGCUGCUUCACCCACGCAGAUAUCGCCCCGCGGAAUAUCAUGGUGGACAAUGGGAAAGUCUCUGCGAUUGUUGAUUGGCAAUUUGGCGGCUGGUACCCAGAAUACUGGGAGUAUACUAAGGCACACUACGGUCAGAUAGAUCGGCCAGAGUGGUAUGAUGGAUUGGAAGAUGCUAUGGAGAGAUAUGACGACGAACUCAGAGCAGAACAAACUCUCUGGAGACGACUGGACGAGCCACAACUGCUAUGGCGAGGGAAAGAACAUCUGAUUCCGAGCCUGGACCUUGCGUGA